GAGGAAACGGCACGCUGUGGCCUGGAGGAAGAUAUUGUGAGCCACGAAGGCAACUUGGUUAGCGGGAAUGCAGAAGGAAGCUUCGAGCGCACAGCUCGUAGUCGUCAUGAAAAGUUAUUAGGACCGAUGGCAUGGACGCUAACUUUGCCGAAAAAUUAUCGCACUAGGCGCAGUGCCGGGGGGCUGAUGUAG
Messenger RNA from Bipolaris victoriae FI3, 192 nucleotides. RefSeq lists its product as hypothetical. The annotation marks the transcript as partial. The record is from RefSeq and is a predicted model, not a curated record. The transcript has a single exon. NCBI's taxonomy places the organism in Eukaryota, Fungi, Ascomycota, Dothideomycetes, Pleosporales, Pleosporaceae.